Leguminivora glycinivorella is the source of this 531-nucleotide messenger RNA. Its product is annotated as flexible cuticle protein 12-like. Gene Ontology annotation, molecular function: structural constituent of chitin-based larval cuticle. The record is from RefSeq and is a predicted model, not a curated record. Gene Ontology annotation, cellular component: chitin-based extracellular matrix. Lineage: Eukaryota; Metazoa; Arthropoda; Insecta; Lepidoptera; Tortricidae.
UUUAACCGCCGAAGUUCUAAGUUCAAAUGUCAACCUGCGUCCUUGCGAUGCGCCCGCGCGUAUAAAUAGCGCAUCCCGCCGAGAGAUGGCAUCAGUCGCCUGCUAGCUCUCAGCCAAAACUCGCCAAAAUGAAAUCGUUCAUCGUAUUCGCCCUGCUCGUCGCGGCCGCCGCCGCCGCGCCCCAGCAGCGCGGGCCCGACGCUGACGCGCAGGUGCUCAAGUACGAAGCCGACAACAUCGGCCUCGACGGCUACUCUUACUCUGUGGAGACCUCCAACGGCAUCCAGCAGCAAGAGCGUCAGCUCCAGAACGCCGGCACCGAGAACGAAGCCAUCUCCGUCCGCGGUUCCUACUCCUACACUGGCCCCGAUGGCGUCGUCUACACCGUCACAUACAUCGCUGAUGAGAACGGCUUCCAACCCCAGGGCGCCCACCUUCCCCAAGCCCCUUAAACUAGUCAGACAAUUUCUGUAGCAAAGCUGUGAUAAGCCCGGUUGUUAAUAAAGUUUUAGUUUUUUUGUUUUAAUUUUA